UUGCCACCAGGGCGAUUAAACCAAAUGAAAUAUUUCGCAUCGAACAAAAUAUUUCAGGAUUGCAUCAAGCGUUAUAAGCGUUACUAUUUAAGUAACUUUUGAACUGCUUUGAUAAACAAAACUAUCCGGAAAAUAAAAAGACGUCGAUUUCAAAACUGUUCAUUUGGAAGCAAAAUAAUUGGAUGUGAACUAAAAAUGAGUAGUGAAAAUUCCAAGCAAUCUUUAUUGGACUUCGCGAGAUCGCUUGACGCCGUUGAAAUUUUUUCCCUUAGCAAUGCUUCCAAUCGCCAACUAACUGCCAAACACUCGACUCAAACGUUCCGUUACAUUAUCGUCAUAGAUCUGGAGGCAACCUGCUGGCCGAAAGAGACUCAGAAAUGGAAAACUCACGAGAUUAUAGAAUUUCCUGCAGUUCUGCUAAAUCUAACUAGCGGCCGAAUUGAGUCAGAAUUCCGUCAGUAUGUUAUGCCACUUGAGAACCCUCGCCUGAGUGAAUUCUGCACCGAGCUAACCGGCAUCCGGCAGGAACAAGUCGAUGCAGGAGUACCGCUUUCAACAUGUUUCAUGUUAUUCAACAAAUGGUUGAAAAAGGUCCUCACAGAGCGUAACCUUUAUUUACCGAAAACGGAUCCACGGGACAAGACAGGCAACGUAGCCCUUGCCACGUGGUCCGACUGGGAUUUGGGAGCAUGCUUGAGCAAAGAGUGUACCCGGAAGCGAAUCAGCAAGCCGCCCUGUUUUGAUUUGUGGAUUGAUGUUCGGGCGAUCUACAGGCAAUUUUACCAGGGACGGCCGACCAACUUUGGAGAAUCUCUGGAACGUUUGGGAAUACGAUUCGAGGGACGACCUCACAGUGGGCUGGAUGAUUCGCGAAAUCUUGCCAGAUUAAUAGUACGAAUGUGCAAAGAUGGUGCCAAUUUUGUAAUUACAAAGGAUUUGAAACCAUUCGAUGUAGUAAAUAAACAAUAGACCAGUCAUUGGUGACUUAACCGGCGUACUUAACAUUA
Topomyia yanbarensis is the source of this 1007-nucleotide messenger RNA. RefSeq names its product 3'-5' exonuclease Snipper (gene Snp). The transcript is spliced from 3 exons. Bases 196 to 969 code for a protein of 257 amino acids. Gene Ontology annotation, biological process: exonucleolytic trimming to generate mature 3'-end of 5.8S rRNA from tricistronic rRNA transcript (SSU-rRNA, 5.8S rRNA, LSU-rRNA). NCBI's taxonomy places the organism in Eukaryota, Metazoa, Arthropoda, Insecta, Diptera, Culicidae. The record is from RefSeq and is a predicted model, not a curated record. Gene Ontology annotation, molecular function: 3'-5'-RNA exonuclease activity; nucleic acid binding.